Molecule: messenger RNA, 2059 nt
Organism: Didymella exigua CBS 183.55
Lineage: Eukaryota; Fungi; Ascomycota; Dothideomycetes; Pleosporales; Didymellaceae
Product: glycoside hydrolase family 13 protein
Exons: 2
Coding region: 391-1923 (510 amino acids)
Biological process (GO): carbohydrate metabolic process
Molecular function (GO): hydrolase activity, hydrolyzing O-glycosyl compounds; calcium ion binding
Source: RefSeq, a predicted model, not a curated record
GACGAAGACUGCUUCUAUUUUCUGUAUUCCUCUACGCCAUGCUUUGAUACGCAGUGGAUUCUUCCACUAGUGUUAUCUUAUGAUCUGCCUGCGGCCUGACGUCAGCGGGCGCUUUUGUUGAGCCGCGCUUGUCCUAAGAGCAUCCAGACCACGAGCAAAAGAAACGACUCGUAUGGAUGACUUGCUUUUGCGGCUCUGCCUGCAAGAAAUUCGGUACAGAAACCUGUUGCACACGCAGGGGUCGAAGAAGCUACUGUCGGGCUGCGCCACUACGUAAUUAAGAACCACGGUACUCGUAGCCAUGCGGUCUCUUCAAAUAGCGGCGGUGGAAGCACGCUUUGCGACUGAGCAUCAAUCCACACUGAAUAGCUCCAGCAUCACAUAACAAACAUGGGUUCUGACGAGCAGCAACACACACCAGACAACCACACCCUGUUCCAGGGUUUUGAGUGGAACGUGCCCGCUGACCAGAAGCACUGGAAGCGUCUCAUUGCAGAGGUUCCCAAGCUCAAGGCUAUUGGUGUCGACAACAUCUGGCUCCCGCCCGGUUGCAAGGCCGCAUCACCAGAAGGCAAUGGAUACGAUAUCUACGAUUUGUACGACCUAGGCGAAUUCGACCAGAAGGGUCAGAGGAGCACUAAGUGGGGUACCAAGGAAGACCUAGUCGAGCUCUGCAAGGUCGCAAAGGAGAAUGGGAUAGGGCUUUUCUGGGACGCUGUCCUCAAUCACAAGGCCGGAGCUGAUAACACCGAGAAAUGCCGCGUUGUAGAAGUCGAUAACAACGACCGCACGAAGGAAGCGUCCGAAGCAUAUGAGAUCGAAGGAUGGCUAGGUUUCGACUUCCCCGGCCGUGGUGACAAGUACUCUUCCCAAAAGUACCACUGGGAGCAUUUUUCGGGGACAGACUACAAUCAAGCCAACGAGAAGAAGGCCAUUUACAAGAUUCUCGGUGACAACAAGGGCUGGAGCGCAUCGGUCGACUCGGAAAGCGGAAAUGCCGAUUACAUGAUGUUCGCUGACAUCGAUUACUCCCAUCCCGAGGUCCAGGCUGAUGUGAAGAACUGGGGUAUUUGGAUUACCAAGGAGCUUGGCUUGAAGGGCUUCCGUCUUGACGCUGUGCAGCACUUCUCCGAGCGCUUCACCAACGAAUGGGUCGAUAACUUGCGCGACGAGUGCGGGAAAGACAUCUUUAUCGUCGGUGAGUUUUGGUCCGGCGACGCAAAACUCAUGUGCGACUGGCUCGAGGACAUGGACCACAAGUUCUCCCUCUAUGACUCCCCCCUUCUCAACAAUUUCUCGCAGCUCUCCAAGACACCCGACGCCGAUCUGAGGAAAGUUUUCGACAAGACACUCGUCUCGAUGAACCCUAUCAGCGCCGUCACAGUCGUGACAAACCACGACACUCAGCCCGGUCAGACCGUGGAGACACCUGUUGAGGGCUUCUUCAAGCCUCUCGCGUAUUCCCUCAUUCUGCUCAGGAAGGAAGGCUACCCCUGUCCCUUCUAUGGCGACCUGUACGGUCUUAAGGGCGAGCACGCCGCCGACCCAGCGUGUGGCGGAAAACUUGCCGAUCUCAUCCUCGCGCGUAAGCUCUACGCAUAUGGCUCGCAAGAAGACUACCUUGAUGACGCUAACUGCAUCGGUUUCGUGCGCCGAGGCACCUGGGACAAGAAGGCCGGUCUGGCGUGUGUGAUGAGCAACCAGGGGCCGGGCGAGAUCAAGAUGGCGGUUGGUGAGAUGCAUGCUGGUGAGAAGUGGACAGAUAUCUUGGGCUGGGAGCAGGGCGAGGUUGAGAUCGAUCAGGAUGGCUAUGGGUUGUUCAAGUGCCCUGGCACUAGUGUCGCGGUGUGGGUCAGGGCUGAUGCUGAGGGGAGGGAUAGGUUCCCGACGAACUUCGAUGCUGAUAUCUACAGUAAGGCAUAAAUGCAUUGAUGGGAAUAGACAGGUGACUUAGACUAGAAUUAAAUGAUAGUACCGUGGCGAUAUACAGAGUCGCGCAGCGAUGGGACACGAUCACGCAAAGCCAAAUUUAAACUUGUGUGAGGUACAAUCUCUACUU